Messenger RNA from Lolium rigidum, 1109 nucleotides. Its product is annotated as protein indeterminate-domain 11-like. The transcript has a single exon. Lineage: Eukaryota; Viridiplantae; Streptophyta; Magnoliopsida; Poales; Poaceae. The record is from RefSeq and is a predicted model, not a curated record. Bases 6 to 779 code for a protein of 257 amino acids.
UUCAGAUGCCGGCCGUCAUGGACGCGUCGCACCCGCUGGGCGCCGGGCACGGGCUGAUCCAGGAACUGUGCCUCAAGAGGGAGCAGCAGCAGCAACAACAUCAACAACAGUUUGCGCAGCCGUGGCUAUCCGAGCAGCAGCAGAUGGAGAUGGCCGGCGAGGGCGGCGCCCCGGGGAUGUUCGGCACGGCGAGGAUGGACCAGGAGUUCAACGGGAGCACCACGCCGGAGAGCAGCACGCAGCCGGCGGGCAUGGGCUUCGCGUCCUUCUCGUCGCCCGCGGCGGGGCCGUCCGCCUCCGGGUCCACGCACAUGUCAGCCACCGCGCUGCUCCAGAAGGCGGCGCAGAUGGGCGCGACGCUCAGCCGUCCGUCGGGCCAAGGCCAGAUGGCGGCGAGCACCCUCAGCAGCAGCAGCGUUGGCGGCGCCGCCAGCAAUAAUGCACCGGCUGCCGCUACUACCACUAACAGCGCGACGACAAGCACUGCCAUCGGCGCUGGAUUCGCGCACACGUUCGAGGCGCCAGCGCACUUCGGGGUGCACCAGAGAUCUAGUUCCAGUCGCAAUGCCGGCAAUGGCGCCACCGGGGCCGGAGGUAGUGGCAAUGCCGGGGGCGGCAACGACGGCCAAACGAGGGACUUCCUGGGGCUGCGGGCAUUCUCCCACGGCGACAUACUCAGCAUGGCAGGGUUCGAUCCCUGCAUGCCCACGUCGGCCUCCGCGUCCGCGGCGGCGUACGAUCAGCAAGGGCACCAGAGCAGCGAGCCAUGGCACGGCUAGCAAGGUACAGUACUAGUGAUGAACAUCGCUACCAGCUGGCUAGCUCGCCAUCGAUGAGCUGAACCGUGUCAAUUCGAUGCACCAUGCAAUGGCCUAAUCUUCAUCGCCUCAGGAUGCCAGCAUUGCUCUCGAUCAUAUAUGUCAAGUUUCUCAUGGGGUAAGUGGUCGAUAUCCAGUUCGUUUUUGUUGCACGCCACUCAGUUUGAUCUUCUUUUCGGAGGAAAUAAUGAACUGUUCAAAUUCAUGUAUAUGCUAGAGAUGAAAGUGCUCUAUAUAUCGAACUUGCAAAUAAAUUCUUUUCAUGCUACAUAUACGGGACUUGCAAAUUAA